Molecule: messenger RNA, 936 nt
Organism: Suncus etruscus (white-toothed pygmy shrew)
Lineage: Eukaryota; Metazoa; Chordata; Mammalia; Eulipotyphla; Soricidae
Product: olfactory receptor 14J1-like
Exons: 1
Coding region: 1-936 (311 amino acids)
Biological process (GO): G protein-coupled receptor signaling pathway
Cellular component (GO): membrane
Molecular function (GO): olfactory receptor activity; G protein-coupled receptor activity
Source: RefSeq, a predicted model, not a curated record
AUGGGUGGGUUUGUGCUCAUGGGAUUUUCUGUGAAACCUGAGUUAGAACUCGCUUAUGCUUCUCUAUUCUUCAUCUUGUACUUGUUGGCACUAACUGGCAAUAGCCUCAUUAUAGCCACCACUUCCGUGGAUGACAAUCUCAACUCCCCCAUGUACUUCUUCCUGAAGCAUCUCUCCUUCUUGGAUCUCUGCUAUAUUUCUGUGACUGUCCCAAGGUUCAUUUUAAGCACAUUCAUGGGGAGCAGAAACAUUUCUUUCUGGGAAUGCAUCAUGCAGUGCUUUGUUUUCAUGGUGUGUGCCAUGGCUGAGACUUCCAUGCUCACAGUGAUGUCCUAUGAUCGCUAUGUGGCCAUCUGCCUUCCAUUGCACUAUGACAUCAUCAUGGAUGUCAGAACCUGUGUCCAUGGAGUCAUUGGAGUCUGGGUCAGUGGAGUGAUAGCUGGAGUCAUGCACACAGCAGCCACAUUCUCCAUCCAGUUCUGUGGCCCUCGAGUUAUCCAUCAGUUCUUCUGUGACAUUCCCCAGAUCCUGAAACUCUCCUGUUCUAAUGACUAUAUUAGUGAGGUUGGUGUAUCUGUCUUCCUAUCUGUGGUCGCAUUACUUUGUACUAUCUUUAUUGGAUUCUCCUAUACCCACAUAUUUUCCUCUGUGCUGAGGAUGCCAUCUGCAGAAGGCAGAGCCAAGGCCUUUUCUACUUGCCUUCCCCACCUUGCUGUGGUCAUAUUAUUUCUUUCUACAGCUGCCUUUGAGUAUUUUAAGCAAAAUUAUGACUCUCCAACUGCUUUAGACAUGUUUCUCACUAUUAUGUAUGCAGUAGUUCCCCCAGUACUCAAUCCAGUGAUCUAUAGUCUCAGAAAUAAAGCCAUUAAGACAGCCCUAAGAAAGGUUUUUAAGAAGAAGAAAAGCAUAGUUCUUUUGUUGGGGCAAUUUGAUUAA